UCAUGGCGUCCAGCAAGCACGAGUUCAGAGUCACAUUGCCGGCUACUGAUGCAGAUGAUGUCGACUUGACAAUUGAGGAUAAUUUUGCUGUAUUCGAAGAAGCAGAUAUACAAGAGAAGAGACCUGUCAUCAUUUUACUCGGCUGGGCUGGCUGUGUUGACAAACAUCUAGCAAAAUACAGUGAAAUCUACGAAAAGAGAAGAUUGAUCACGAUCCGCCAUAUCUUUCCGACAGAAGCUAUGUUCUACAACUUUGGUCUGCUGAAGCCUAUUGCUAAGAAGGUCCUUGAUGUUAUCUUUGAACAAAACCUGCAGGAUCACCAGAUCGUGUUCCACAUCUUCAGUAACGGUGGCUGCUUCGUCUACUGCCACAUCAUCGACUUCCUCCACUCCCAAGAGCGAUACAAUCAGCUGCAGGUGAAGGGCUGCAUCAUUGACAGUGCUCCAGGGAAGAGGAGGGUAAUGAAAGCUGCUCAGGCUUUCAUGGCUACACUUCGCAUGAACAUCAUCCUGAAAUACAUCCUUGGAUUCUGCAUCAUGAUCUAUCUGUUCUUCUCCAGGCUCAUCGGACAAUUUCUUGGAAAAGAGAAGGGUUCCGGAAACCCAUUUUUCUUGUAUGAAAGCAUCUGUGAAGACAAAGGAAGGUACCCACAACUGUUCCUGUUUUCUCGAAAGGACCGCGUGAUUCUGCAUGAAGAUGUCCAAGAAGUCGUUGACCGCCGUAAGCAGCAUGGAGUAGAUGUGUGGAGUGUUUGUUGGGAUGAUUCGGACCAUGUCGCGCACUUCCGCGUCCACAGAGAAGCUUACAUUCAAAAGUGCAAUGCGUUUGUCUCCCACUGUCUUAAGCUACAGAAUCCGAGUUGACUAAGUAUGCUAUAGGGGUUGGAUGAGACACAUAUAUAUUUGUAAGGUCUGUGAUCUGUGAUCAGGAAGUUUUUAAAUCAAUGAGUAAUAUGUAAAAGCAUUUAGACUGAUGAUCAAAAUGGAAUUAGUCAAAACAGGGAACAAUGAUUUAGCAGGUUUUUAACUGAUUUAGGAACUUCUUUUACAGAUCCUCAUGCCACACUUUGGUCAUUCCAUCACCUGCACCCCUCUUCUGCAUCCCUCACUAAAAUAUAACUUAAAAAAAGAACAAUUCUGUAAUAAGAAUAAUCAUGAUGUCUUUGAAUGGCAUUUAGAAGUGAUACACAUAAGGAAGAAAGAGGCAGAGAACAUGUUCUUACAUGUACAUAUAUAUGCUCUCUGCCUCAUACUAUACAUUCACCUAAUGAUGGAGUAAGGACCUACUCUGAUAUGUGUUCCUCGUUAUAAAGAAGUUGACAUCCAUAAAAACUCUCUUCCUUAAAUAUCAAUUUUCAAUAAAUAUUGGAGAAUAAACUAGGAGUAAAAAUGUCAAAAAUUAUCUGAAAAAAAUCAACAUAAUUUACAUCGCUGGUGACAUAUUAAUGCAUAGAUUACUAACAAACAUAAUCAUGAAUAUAAUUGAGAAGCAGCCCAGAAAUAAAGACCCAACUUUGUGUAUUGUGAAUGAAUUGAAAUUUCAUCACAAAUGAUCAUGUAUGAUAUUACAUGACACAAUUUUCAUAACGAUAAUCGU
Molecule: messenger RNA, 1596 nt
Organism: Haliotis rubra (blacklip abalone)
Lineage: Eukaryota; Metazoa; Mollusca; Gastropoda; Lepetellida; Haliotidae
Product: transmembrane protein 53-like
Exons: 4
Coding region: 3-863 (286 amino acids)
Source: RefSeq, a predicted model, not a curated record